Messenger RNA from Striga hermonthica, 872 nucleotides. Lineage: Eukaryota; Viridiplantae; Streptophyta; Magnoliopsida; Lamiales; Orobanchaceae. The record is from the annotation of a GenBank genome assembly.
AGUAUCUAACUGGUAAGAUACCCGACUUAGCUGACUGUAAAAGUUGUCAUUUUCUGAAACUACACUGCUCCGGUCCCAGCUUCAAGUCUCCAUGGUAUACCCGGCUUAAUGGCUCUUAUUUCAAGCCUCCAUGCUCGAACACGUUCAAUACAGGGGUCAAACCAAUGAGCAACAUUCGAACCCCUAUUCCGGAGAUCAAGCGAUUGACGGUCGAAGAGAUGGCUCGGAGGCAUGAGAAGGGACUGUGCUUUAAGUGCAAGGGGAGGUUCACCCUGGGUCAUAAAUGUAAGCAAAAUUUUCUGAUCGAGUUUAUUGACUCGGGUGAUGAGGAGCCAGAGUUAGCGGAAGAAAGGGAAGCAGAGGAGCUCGAGGCGCUCGAUGAUGAGGCCGAGAUCUAUGUGCACGCCAUGGCAGGCACCAAGGGCCCGAGGAUGAUGCGACUGCCGGCGUGGGUGAAGGACCGGCGAGUGACUGUGCUCAUGGACAAUGGGUCGUCGCACAACUUCAUUAAUGCGAUGCUAUCUCACAAACUUAAACUACCCACGUCCAAGGUCGAGCCAUUCGAGGUUCGGGUGGCUAAUGGUGAGCGACUGCGGUGCUCAAAGGUGUACCGAGGAAUACCAAUCAAAUUCCAAGGAGUAACGGUGAAGGCGGACCUGUUUGCCUUGCCAUUGGUAGGGCCGGAUGUGGUUCUUGGGGUGCAGUGGCUCGAGGGACUCAGAGAUGUGACGACCAACUAUCGGGAGGGCGUGAUGAAGUUCAAGACCGAUGAUAGGCUGGUCACCUUGAAAGAAAACGAAGGAUCGACCAAGGAGGUUGGUCUAAAAAGCAUCGAGAAGGUGUGGCGAGGUGGCGGGCAGUUGUACGCUGUC